Molecule: messenger RNA, 3177 nt
Organism: Pichia kudriavzevii
Lineage: Eukaryota; Fungi; Ascomycota; Pichiomycetes; Pichiales; Pichiaceae
Exons: 1
Coding region: 1-3177 (1058 amino acids)
Molecular function (GO): nucleic acid binding; ATP binding
Source: RefSeq, a predicted model, not a curated record
AUGGCCAAUCGAAUCGUACAAAGGAAAAACUCUACAGAUGAUAUCACUGCUGCUAUUGAUAGCAUCAUAGCAUCAACCGAGGAGCUCCAGUUUCUGGAAAGAUUACAUUUUAAACUAGUCUCGUACUAUACCUUCUUAUCUAAUAGACAACAUAUAAUAACCACUUUUGAUCUUUUCAAAGAACACAUUGCGAAAACACUUGACCACAUUUUAACCUUUGAGGAUGUUGCUAAAUUGAAGACAAUUACUCCGAAUAAUAUCAACUUUGAGUAUGUGGACAAGAAUAAUUUUAUUUUAGAAGAAAAGCAUUUUAAUUGGAGAGAUGGUUACAAGCAAAGAGAAGCUGAUAUUUUUGAUAUAGACAAAGACAACUUUGAUACUGAUAACCAAGUUUUAAUUCUUGAGUUUAUAGAUUCAGGGAACAAAUCAAGGCGUGAAAAUACAGAGAAGCUGUUACCUGGAGCCAUCAAGAAAUUGAUUAUAAGGAGAGACAAUCGAUUUAGGAAAGAUCUAAGGAACCUGGUUCGUGACAAAGGUGAUAAUACGCUGCAAUAUAUACAAGAUAGUUACAAGAAAUACAUUCCUGAUAAACAAAAGUUUAUUGAUCCUAUGGAAGAAAUGAACCAAGAAAAAAUUGAAUCCUCUCAUCAGCCCAUCCCUCAAUUGAUCAACCACUUCAAAACAAUGAACAACUAUAAUAAUCAGUUGUCUGAUUCUUCAAGGUACAUCAUACCUCCGAAACCUGCUAAAUAUGAUCCUGAAUUCUUUCAUGAAGUGAGCUUACAUCCCGAUAUUGAAAGUCUACUAGAUUCUAAAAAUAUACAGCAGAUUUAUUCACAUCAAUCACUUGGAUUGAGAUCAGUGUUGUUAGAGGGUAAACAUGUCAUUUCCACAACCUCAACAUCUUCAGGUAAGUCUCUCAUUUAUCAGCUACCGAUAAUACAGACAUUGCUUAAUAAUAGCGAGGAGACGUCGCUUUUACUAUUCCCUACAAAAGCUCUUUCACAGGAUCAACAUCGAGCCUUGCUUUCAUUCAUUGGUCCCACAUUGAAUAAAAUCACCGAUAAAAUCCAGACUUUCGAUGGUGAUACCUCAAAACAAGAUAGAAGGUUAAUUCGUGAAAGUGCAAAUGUGAUUUUAACCAACCCUGACAUGAUUCAUUUAACAUUGUUGCCAAAUCAUACAACUUGGGCAAGAUUUCUUAGAAAUUUGAAAUAUGUUGUCAUCGAUGAAUUGCAUGUUUACAAGGGUAGCUUUGGUACGAAUGUCGCCUAUAUAUUGCGACGUCUACGCCGAAUUUGUGAAUUGUUUGGGAACACGAGCAUACAGUUUAUUUCCUCUUCUGCCACUCUAAAUGAUGCCGAUUUACAUUUAUCAAAAAUGGUGGGGUUGGAUGACAAAUCUGACAUUGUUUGGAUUGAUGAAACAAUGAACGGUUCCCCUUGUGGGUCUCGUUAUAUUGUGGGUUGGAAUCCUGAUUUGGAUCGGGGCGGUAGUAUGAUUUCUGAUACUUCCAGGAUAAUUGUGGAAUUAUUGAAGAAAAACACUAGGACAAUUGUCUUUUGUACUGUGAGAAAAACUGUGGAACUGGUUAUGAAAGAAGUUCGUUCUCAACUAAAGGAUGAACCAAAGUUGCUCUCCCAAAUAAUGUCGUAUCGAGGUGGUUACAGUAUCUCUGACCGUCGUAAAAUUGAGCAUCAAAUGUUUCAUGGUGGUUUGAGUUGUAUUGUAGCCACCAAUGCAUUAGAAGUUGGUAUCGAUAUUGGUGGAUUAGAUGUGGUUCUCAUGUGUGGGUUCCCUAUUAGCUUAUCUGGAUUUGAACAAGAAAUGGGUAGAGCAGGUCGUAGGGGUUUAGACUCUCUAUGUCUCUUAGUUGCUGGCGGUGAUCCGAUUAGUCAAUAUUAUAUUGGUAGGAUGAAUGAAUUAGUUGAACGUAAAGAAUGGGAAGACUUGUGUAUCGAUCUAAACAAUUUACUUGUUUGGGAAGGUCAACUACAAUGUGCAUUUAAGGAAUUAGAAGUACCGAACAGUGAAUUAAGUAAUGAAUGGAACAAGUGGUGGAACUGUAUUCCUUGGGAAAUGUUUGAAAAUGUCAUUAGGGAGAAAUUCCGGUGGACUGGCACAAGAUGGACAUGCCGAGAUUCGUAUUUACCAUUCCCAGCAAUAAUGGUCCCUAUUCGUGCAAUUGAUGAAGAUACAUUUGCAGUUGUUGAUAUUAGUGGAGGCAGACAAGAGGUUAUUGAAACCCUAGAGAUGAGCAGGACUACGUUCACCUUGUACGAGGGGGGCAUUUUCAUUCAUCAAGGUCUACCGUAUCUUGUUAAGGAGUUUGAUGUCAAUGACAAGUUUGCACUGGUAGAAAGAGUCAAUGUUGACUGGACAACCAGUCAAAGAGAUUAUACCGAUGUUGAUCCGGUCUUAAUUGAAAGAGUCAGAGCAUUGCAAUUUGUGGAUAUUCCUAUUUACUAUGGUAACAUAGUGAAAACAUCGGUGGUUUUCGGGUUCUUUAAGGUCGAUAAACGUGGUAAGAUUUUGGAUACAGUCGAGGUUAAUAACCCGCCAGUUAAAUACAAAUCAAAAGGAGUCUGGAUCGAUUUACCAACAGAUCUCGUCAAUUUAUUGAAGAAUCACGAACUAAAUUUGGCAGGGGCAAUACAUGCAGUUGAACACGGUGUGAUGAAUAUCUUACCGAGGUAUAUCAGUGUAGGAAAUUACGAUGAAAUUGGAUGUGAAUGCAAAGCACCAGAGAAGGAGUUUGCCCAUCGGCAAACGCAACGCCGCCGACCAGCACGUCUCUUACUAUUUGACACAAAAGGUGGGAAGCAGGGAAAUGGCCUUUCAUCACGGAUCUUUGCCUGUGCCGAACUGAUUCUACAGGAGACUUUAAAGAUUGUAGAGGAAUGUACUUGUCCAUACGGGUGUCCACUUUGUUGUGCCGGUAUGCAGUGUACUGAGAACUCUCUUGUUUUAUCCAAGGAUGGGUGCAGAGUCAUCCUUCGAUAUCUACUUCACGAUCCAACGCCGCUUGACGGAAUCCCACGUGGUCCAGAGGGGAAUCUCCCCGAUAUAGACAUUGAGACAGUGGUUCCUGUUCAGAAUGUGGGGAAUGUCAAGUUGAGCCCCCUUGUGGAGGUGGUGAAAAACGAAAAAUCUACUGAGGGUGCAAUUGGGAGUUGA